UCUCUUCUUUUUGAACCCCCCUUAACUAUUGCCGUUCCAACUUCCCCGACCUUGCUAUGUUUACUGAAACCUCUAUCCACUCCUCUAUCAACUACUCAACAAAAGAGAAUGUCCUCAUCAUCUCCCUCAUACUCGAGGACAAAGAGUGCCUUUACUGGCCACAUCACCUCAAUGUGACUGUUAAGCUAUUUAGGCCUUCAAUGGAGUUUGGUUAUGUAGUUCAGAAGCUUGAGCAAGCAUGGAGCUUUGCAAAUGACUUCGAUGUUAUUGACCUUGAUAAGGGCUUUCUCCUUAUUAAGCUAUCCUCAGAAGAAGACUUUUCUACCAUCUUAAAGCAAGGACCAUGGUUUAUUGGUGACCAAUUUCUCUUUAUCUAACAUUGGGUCCUAAAGUUUAGACUUGAAUUGGCAAUGCCCUUAACAACCAUUGUUUGGCUGCACUUACCCCAAUUACUAAUUGAAUUAUUCUAUCAGGAUAUCCUUUAACAAAUUGGGAACACUCUU
This is a messenger RNA of Rubroshorea leprosula, 503 nucleotides long. The record is from the annotation of a GenBank genome assembly. NCBI's taxonomy places the organism in Eukaryota, Viridiplantae, Streptophyta, Magnoliopsida, Malvales, Dipterocarpaceae.